This is a messenger RNA of Spea bombifrons (plains spadefoot toad), 1949 nucleotides long. Its product is annotated as E3 ubiquitin/ISG15 ligase TRIM25-like. Gene Ontology annotation, molecular function: zinc ion binding; protein binding. The transcript has a single exon. The record is from RefSeq and is a predicted model, not a curated record. Bases 1 to 1500 code for a protein of 499 amino acids. Lineage: Eukaryota; Metazoa; Chordata; Amphibia; Anura; Pelobatidae.
AUGGAGUCCGCCGGUCUGCGAGACGAGCUGAACUGCCCCGUCUGCCUGGACGUUUACACCGAUCCCGUAAUGCUGACCUGCGGACAUAACUUCUGCCGGGGCUGUAUCAGGACUGUGCUGGAUUCCCAGGAGAGAUGUGGGCUUUAUAGCUGCCCCGAGUGCAGGACGGAAUACCCGGAGCGGCCGGCUCUGCAGAGGAACCGAACGCUCGGUAACAUCGCGGAACGUUUCCUCUUCACGCGGCCGGGUCGGGAACAGGCGACGGUCUUCUGUACUUACUGCGUUCACGCUUCUGUACCUGCCUCCAAAACCUGCCUGCAGUGCGAGACCUCUCUCUGCGACGUCCACCUCGACUUACACAAUAAGUCUGUGGAACACGUCUUGGUGGAACCCACCGCUUCCUUGAAGGACAUGAAAUGUUCUGCCCACAAAGAGGUUCUGAAAUAUUACUGUGCUGAAGAUUCUACCCCCAUUUGUGCGUCUUGUAGUCUGGCCAAAGAGCACAGGGGGCACGUGGUGGAACCGCUGAACGAGACCGUUUCGAAGAGGAAGGAUAAACUGAGGCUUGUCCUGGAGACGCUGACCUCCAAGAGAGAGAAGACCGAGAACGAAUGUCAGAGUCUGCAGGGACAUCAGAAAAAACUCCAACAAAAGUCAACUCGUCUAACUCAACGAGUCUCCGACCUGUUCGAAGACCUCAGAAAGCAACUUGAAGACCUUGAGAGGAAGGUCCGUGGUGAGAUCUCCAUGCGGGAGAAGGAGGGUUCACUCCAAAUCUUUGACUUAUUACAGAAACUAGAGGCAAACAAGGAGGAGCUGGUCAAGAAGAUCCAGCACAUCGAGGAGCUUUGCAGAUCUUCUGACCCAUUUACUGUCUUACAAGGAUGGAAACUCUACAGCGGCGACUACCUCAAGGCUGAAGAAGAAGAAGAUAAUGAAGAUCAGGAGAGCCUCCACCAAAACAUAUGUGCUGCCGGUGACCUGGACGAAGGUCUUCUCUCUGCGACCAUACACACCGCUUUAGUUGAUAUCGUCACCAAGACGAAGAAAGGGCCUUGUGUGGCCGAGGUCUCAGACGUAUCGGGCAAUGUGGCAGGAGGUGAGAAACUUAUCUCUGUUUCAUCAGGACAACAAUACUGGGAGGUGGAGGCCAGCGAGACGGGCAUUUGGAGAAUUGGGUUGACCUAUCCCAAUCUGGAUAAUGAGGAUGACCAGUCCAACCUCGGUGAUGACAAGAAGUCCUGGUGUUUGUACAUGUUUGAUAAGGAUUACUCGGUGAUACACAAUUCAAAGCAAAAACCUUUGCACCCCGACUCUCCUGUAACGAGAUUGGGGAUGUACCUGGAUUACGAGGCCGGCCGGCUCUCCUUCUAUCAAAUCUGUGACCCUAUCAGACACUUACACACCUUCAUGGCCACGUUCACCAAGCCGCUUCAUGCUGCCUUCCGGGUCCACGUGGGUGGAUGGUUAAGAAUUAGGAGCCAGAUGACUCUGAUUUAGAAUGGUGUAAGAGUUUAUGAUUUUUUUUCACCUUUAUUCAAGCAGGGAUUCCAGCUAUAAUUAAAUAAAAGAACAGGAAAAUUCAUACAUUGCUACAUGAUGGAGAGCUGUGGGCAGGCACUGGUGCCAAAUGGAGAGCUGUAGGCAGGCGCUGCUACACGAUGGAGAGCUACAUGGUUAUCCUAAAGGAAGCGCAAUCCUUCAAGCCACUGUCCCCAAAGAGUUUCCCCUCCUCAGGUGUUUUUCUCUCCUGAGUGCUGAAGAAUGACGCUUCGGUAGCUGUCACCAUGUCCAGCUCUGAGGCCCAUUGGACUAUCCAGCUUUUCUGAUAUAAUUAAUGUCAAAUAAAUUGCAUUCUAAUUGAAUGGUUAUUUGUCUCUGUUGUGUUUUUUAAUUCUGUUAACUAAACAUAGCUGUUACCGUUUGUAAUAAAAAUGAUGAAUGCAUGG